UUUUUUCUUUGUUUCAGCAACUGCUUUCUUUCUCAUCGGUUCAGUUUAUACCAAGCUAACUGGCUACAGCUUAGGGCUGGCUUGUGGCCGGGCUGUCUGAACCAUGAAUAGCUUCAAGGGUGCCAUCCUGUUCUGGGCAGUGGCAGCAUGGGCUAAAACGGGCGAGGUCUUGGCAGAGAUAGAAGAGGUUGGAUUUCAAAAAUGCAAGAAUGCCUUAAAACUGCCUGUUCUGGAAGCUUUACCUGGAGGGGGCUGGGAUAAUUUGCGGAAUGUGGACAUGGGAGGGGUGAUGGACUUGACUUACACCAACUGCAGGACCACAGAGGAUGGACAGUACAUCAUCCCCGAUGAAAUCGUAACCAUUCCCCAGAAACAGAGCAACCUGGAGAUGAACUCAGAAAUCCUGGAAUCCUGGAUGAAUUACCAGAGCAGCACCUCCUACUCCAUCAACACGGAGCUCUCCCUUUUUUCCAAAGUCAAUGGCAAGUUCUCUCCUGAGUUCCAGAGGAUGAAGACCCUUCAAGUGAAGGACCAGGCUGUAACCACUCAGGUUCAGGUAAGAAACCUGAUCUACACAGUCAAGAUCAACCCUAUUUCAAAACUGAACUGGGGAUUUAAGAAGUUGCUCAUGGACAUCUCUGACCGUCUGGAGAACAACCAGACCCGGAUGGCCACCUACUUGGCAGAGCUCCUGGUCCUCAACUUUGGUACACACGUCAUCACCAGUGUGGACGCUGGGGCUGCUCUCAUUCAGGAGGACCACAUCAGGUCCUCCUUCUUAGAGAACAGUCAGAUCAGCCGUAGCGCUGUGACUGCAUCUGCUGCAGGUGUUUUCCUCAAUGUCGUGAACUUCAGAUUUGAAGAGAACUACACAUCACAGGAUGUCUUCACCAAGAGCUACCUCUCAAACCGAACCAACUCCAGGGUGCGAAGCAUUGGAGGGGUUCCUUUUUACCCAGGCAUCACCCUGCAGGCCUGGCAGCAGGGCAUCACCAACCACCUGGUGGCCAUAGAUCGUGCUGGCCUGCCUCUGCAUUUCUUCAUCAACCCCGACAUGCUGCCUGACUUGCCAGGGCCCUUGGUGAAGAAGUUGUCUAAGACGGUGGAAAGUGCCGUGAGGCGCUACUACACGUUCAACACCUACCCUGGGUGCACAGAUCUUAAUUCUCCCAACUUCAAUUUUCAGGCCAACACUGAUGAUAGCUCUUGUGAAGGGAAGAUGACCAACUUUUCCUUUGGCGGCGUUUUUCAAGACUGCACCCAGCUCUCGGGGAACGAGGCUGUCCAACUCUGCCAAAAGUUGGAGCAGAAGAAUCCACUCACUGGCGAGUUCUCCUGCCCCUCUGGCUACUCCCCAGUCCACCUGCUCUCUCAGAUCCACGAGGAGGGUUACAACGGGCUGGAGUGUCAACGGAAGUGCACCCUCCUCGUCUUCUGCAAGACGGUGUGUGAAGAUGUGUUCCGAGUGGCAAAGGCUGAAUUUAGGGCUUUCUGGUGUGCGGCCAGUGGCCAAGCACCAGAAAACUCAGGAUUGCUUUUUGGGGGCCUCUUCAGCGGUAAGAGCAUUAACCCUUUGACAAAUGCACAGUCAUGCCCAGCUGGCUAUGUUCCAUUGAGACUCUUUGAAAGCCUCAGGGUAUGUGCCUCUCAGGACUAUGAGUUGGGAUACAGGUUUUCAGUCCCCUUUGGUGGGUUCUUUAGUUGUGCAGUCGGGAACCCCUUGGUGGAUUCUGCCAUAUCCAAGGAUUUGGGGGCACCUGCUCUGAAAAAGUGUCCUGGGGGCUUCAGCCAACACCUAGCCCUCAUCAGCGAUGGGUGCCUAGUGUCUUACUGUGUCAAGUCUGGGCUCUUUACAGGAGGGUCUCUGCCCCCCGUCAGGCUCCCGCCUUUUACCCGGCCUCCCCUCAUGAGUCAGGCUGCCACCAACACUGUCAUAGUGACUAAUACUGAGACUUCAAGCUCCUGGAUUAAAGACCCCCAGACCAAUCAGUGGAGGCUGGGGGAGCCAUUAGAGCUACGCAGAGCCAUGAAGGUCAUCCAUGGGAACGACAGUGGUCUCUCGGGAGGAGCAGCUGCUGGGGUUACAGUGGGGGUCACCACCGUCCUGGCAGUUGCCAUCACCCUGGUCAUCUAUGGUGCCCGGAAGUACAAGAAGAGGGAAUACCAGGCAAUCGAGGACGAAAGGAAGAGUUUCGCUUCAAGCACUGAAGAGGCUAGAGACACCCCUGCCCAAGAGCAGGAGCAGAGUCCAGCCUAAAUCUCUCCCGGGAAACUGUUUCAUUUCCGAGCUGAGCUUCAAGCAUGUCUUUCAUUCCCUCUCUCCACUUCUGCCUUCUUAACGACUGAAGUGGCAAGUGCUACAAAAAGCAGGUAUAACUUUGUAACUUCUUUAGGUCUCUGGGCCGGGAAAUUAAUAGUGACAAGGACAGUUUGGGAGCAGUUGUGACUUUCUAAGCAAAAGUCAUCCUGGGGACUAAAACAUAAAGGGGGUAUCUUUUCUUGAUGUGCACUAUGAAUUAGCUUCACCUGAAUGUAUACGUGUAAAAAGAGAGGAGGGAGAAUGUUGACAUAUGAAUUUGGAAAUGAUGUAUUUAAUCUGAGGUUGGCCAUGGUUUCCAAUUCAUGGGCUAUAAGAAUUUAUGCUUUUAAGUGUUAGCCUCCCACUGUUUUGCUUUUUAAAAGCUGUCUGGAUCUACCUCCUGCUCCUGGAGGCGACAGAGCCCCCAGGAGACACAGGAAGUCCUGCUUGGCCACAGCUUUUCAGCUUUGAGAGCUCUGUGUCAAUGGGCUGUGUCCUCUUCUCUGGGUCAUCUCAGCAUCAUCUGAACAGACAAAUAUUGCUUAUACCUAGCCCAUGUUUUCCAACUUCCCCACAAUUUAAGACUUACUUAGACCAGACCACUCUUGGACUUUGGACUAGUGUCGUAAAGUCCUCAGAAGAUAUUUUAACUUAUACGCAUCUAUUAGGAUGUCAAGGGAGAAGGGAUAGUUUGUAGAAAAGGAGUAAGUGAAGAAAGGGUAAGAACUGGGAAAGAGUCUGGUGUUCAGGGGAAAUUGGAAUUCUUACCUACAGCCAACUACCUGGCUUUUCCCUCUUAGCUCGUCGUAAAUGAGGCAAAGAAAGGAGUGUAGAUUUGGGUUGAACAAGCAUUACAGUUUCCUGUCUGUUACCAAAGUGCAACCCUUUCCUCUUCCAUGAGUGGCCCUUAGUCUUUCUGACUCCCAUCACAUGCACAUACACCCCCAAACACACACACACACAUACACACACACACACAGAGACACACACACACACACACAUGCACACAGCACAUUCCAACAAGAAAUCCUCAUUUUUUCUGGGGGUGGGAGACAAGGGAAAAACCAUGAAGUCAAAGUAAGCCCACACCUAAAUUUUUCAUCCUCCCUAAAAACAAAACAGAGUAGACAUCAAUGAUGUACCCUACCUUGAUUUUUAUUCCAGCAGAAAGGGGUCUGCCAUGAUAAAAUCCAUGUUUUUAAAUGAAAUGAAAGGGCAUCCACCACCAUUUGUGACAUAUGUCUUUCCGUUCCAAGCUGACUUCCCUGGGGCACCUAAGAGGAUGCAUGAUUGUCCCCUGGCAGUUGGGGCUCUGCCCAGUUUUAAUACCACUCUCACCUAAUUGUAAUUAUCAGGGUGAAUCUUUUAAUGUUCCUCCACAACGUUUAAAAAGGUUAUAUAUUUCUUCACCAAAUCGAGUGUCAUUUGUGAGUGAUCUGUGAAGGAUCAUUUGUCCUCUCCUCAUUAACAUUCACAACCAAGAGCUUAGGUUUACAAAAGGUCCUUCUUCUGAGGAGCUUGGAGCGUCCCAACCUGUGGGAAGAUGGGAAGAAGCUUCUUUCACCUUCUACUGUGACACAGAGAAGAGGCACGAAUCACAGAAUUGGCCCUGUUCUCCUGACUGCCCAACCAAGGACACAGAUUUCUACAACUUCUUUAGUUAACCCCGCCCCUUAAGCAUUAAAAUGUUCUCCUAAA
Molecule: messenger RNA, 3997 nt
Organism: Rhinolophus ferrumequinum (greater horseshoe bat)
Lineage: Eukaryota; Metazoa; Chordata; Mammalia; Chiroptera; Rhinolophidae
Gene: MPEG1
Product: macrophage expressed 1
Exons: 1
Coding region: 104-2257 (717 amino acids)
Biological process (GO): defense response to bacterium
Source: RefSeq, a predicted model, not a curated record